Molecule: messenger RNA, 4015 nt
Organism: Paramuricea clavata
Lineage: Eukaryota; Metazoa; Cnidaria; Anthozoa; Malacalcyonacea; Plexauridae
Source: the annotation of a GenBank genome assembly
AUGCCUCCAACUGACCGAAAUUGCAAUGUGUGUGGGAAGAUUGGUCACUGGGCUAAAGAGUGUCCUUAUAACAAGUCUAGACGUAAGAAAGGGGAGCAGAAUAAAGCUGAAAAAGGCCAGCAGAAUAACGCUGAAAAAGACCAGCAAAGCAAAACUGACAAAGGUCGGCAAAGUAAAGAUGAGAAAAUCCCGCCUGAUAAAAUCCCACCUGAGAAAAUCCCGCCUGAGAAAAUCCCGCAAAAUAUCGGCGAACAAGGCAAACAAAACAGCGUUGAGAAAGGCUCGCAAAAUCAAGAUAAAAAUAUUCCAAUAAAUUGGGCCGCGCGAAUCCAAGCAAACAGCACUGAAAAAGCUCAGGAAAGGCAGCAAGAAGAAAUGACGAAAAGCAAUUUAGAAGGUAAUAAUGACGUAAUAUAGACACCACACAAAACAUUAAUAGCUUUAACUCGAGACUGACACUUUCAAGUUGCUAUAGUUCAGUCGUCCCGACCUCUACAACCUGUGCACAGACGUUCUCUUGGGGAGAGCAUCUGUGAUUUGCUUUAGCAUUUCUUGUGCAUGUCACGAGGCUUUUCUACGGAUUUGUAAAAAGCCAUGUUAUGGAUAGUCCUUAACUAGUCUAACUUGUAAAAUGUCAUGUAAACAAAAUGUUCACGUCGGCAUGCAAAGUUACAGUAACUAAAAAAUAACUAGAAAUUGCAAAAAUGAGCUAACAGCUUCGUUUUACUUUUGACAUACAGUACAAUAUAUUUUUAUUAAUAGAUUAGGAAGUGCUGUUGGCAUUGUAUACAGCACGUACGAGUACCCGUGCCCACCACGUGGUUACAACUCCAUGGGAUUGGUUCUCUCAAUAGCACGCUCCCGUUCUUAUAUCUUAUUCGCUUUUCGGUGGCCUGGUGACUAUAAUUUCAUACUGUUUAAUUUUAAUAUGCAAAAGUUAACAACCAAUGAAAUGUUUUAAUUCGUCACGUUUUAUUUAAUUAGACUUACUUAAGGUGGCUCCUUACAGUUUUUGAAAUGUGACAAAAUUGUGAUUUAGAUUCAAUUUUUUGAAGAGAGGUUUCUUGUUAGAAGACAAAAAUUGUACUACAUAUAUUGAAAAAUUUUCUAAGAGUUGAAAAGUGCUCACAAAAAUUGACGUCAUAACCGUUGCUAUGGUAACAAUGACGUUUCAAUAUGGCGGACAUUUUACCUUUUAACAUAUUUUACUCGAAAAAAAGGCCGGUUCCCCCAUUUUUUAUUUCAUGAAACGUUUUCAUUUAGAAAAAUGAAUGAUGUGAACAAGUUUUAAAAACUUCUGUAGAUCCAAAAAAUAUUUAUCACGAAAAAUCACGUUUUUUAAUUUUUUAAUAAUUCUGAUCUACAUAAUUUUUUUAAACUUGUGUUCACAUCAUUCAUUUUUCUAAAUGAAAACGUUUUACGGAAUAAAAAAUAGGGGUAACCGGCCUUUUUUUAGUAAAAUGUGUUAAAAGGUAAAAUGUACGCCAUAUUGAAACGUCAUUGUUACCAUACUACCUUAAAAAAUAAGCAGAAACUCGACGUUUCGAGCGAAGGCCCUUCGCCCUACUAACUCUUGACGAAGGGCCUUCGCUCGAAACGUCGAGUUUCUGCUUAUUUUUUAAGGUAGUAAUAUAACCACUCAGCACAGCAUUUUCACAUUGGUACUACCCACACUGGUACAGACAAUUGUUACCAUAGCAACGGUAAUGACGUCAUUUUUGUCAGCAAUUUUCAACUCUUAGAAGAUUGCUCAAUAUAUGUGGUACAAUUUUUGUCUUCCCACAAGAAACCUCUCUUAAAAAAAUUAAAUCUAAAUCACGAUUUUGUCAUAUUUCAAAAACUGUAUUGAGCCACCUUAAAGACUGCCCAGUCAGACGUCUUUCCACCAAUCCGUGGAAAACCCACGAGACCUGCACAGGGUAGAUGUGGACAGUGUAACCCCCAAGAGAACGUUUGGGAAACCGCUAACUCGAACCAUUUUCUCGUUCGCACUCAAGCAAAUUCGGGUAGGAAGUGUCUAUUCAUUUCACUCUAUUAAUACAAAGCCCAUUCGAAUGGCGUUCGUGACCCAACGCUUUGACACUUCAGUCUAGUGUGUUCAUCAGGGGUGAAGUCGCAACGUGGCUUCUUUUGUACUCCACAGAUGACAUGGCAGAUAAUCCAACGAAACCAAAUUUUAAUUUUCAUGUUUAGGACUAAGUAGUAAGUAGUUACCUCACCAGCGGUGCACCGAUAUGUAGAUUAAUAAGACAUUUCAACGUUUAAAUACAAAGAGUAAAUUUGCAGUAGAGGAAAUGCAAAAUCAUUCCAUAGCCGUCAUGUGGGGCUGUUACAUGUAACACUGAAUUAAUUUAAAGAGUUUUAAAUUGUUCGAAGAGCGGACUUUUCUCGAAACGUUUGUGUUUUCCUUAUCUUGCUCAGGUAGUUAGACCGAAACGAAUGACUUUUUCCUUUAGAAUAUCACUACCUACAAUGACCCCUCGUGUUUGAGAUGAUAACGUUUCCAAUGAAAUAUUCUUACUAUAUUUUUACAUCCCUUUUUCAUUUCAUUUGAAGAAAUUUCGAAAGUUGUUCAAAAUCCUGUCUUGGCGGAUGUAGUUGCAGUUGAUUCAAGCAAGUUGGGGAAUGCUCCAAAUAACCAAAGACCCCCGCCUCAUGUACAAGCACAACAGACUGUAGUACCACCUCCAUUAUUAUCGCAACAAGGUCAAUUCCCGCAACCACAUGCCUCUAUACGGCCGAAUUAUCUUUCAAGGACAUCGAAAUACCAGCCUCUAUCGCCACCCAUAUCACCUGGUAAUCAAAUGUAUAUGAUGCCUCCCAUGCAACCGCCUUCACCAAUGUCUAAUCCACUGGCACCAAGGCCACUUUUGGGUAUGUUCCCACGAACACCUUUGGCAUUUCAACAAUAUAUGAAUGUUAAUAUGCGACCUUUCUCACCACCUCAUCAACACCCCUCGCCUAUCAGAACGCCAAUAUCACCGCUACUUAGACCACACCCUACAAAUCCUAUGGCUGUUAACGAUCAACGAAUGUUUUCCGAAAUUCCCCCUCAAAUGGUAACCGUACCUGGAUCGCCACCCCAACCUGGAGAUACGCACAUUGCACAGUUAUUUGGGAGUCCAAAUAACCCCUUUCAAUUUAACUUUUUCCCUAGAGAUCACAUUAUAUUUCUGAACAACUCUCAACAACCACUCGGGUCCCCUCCACUACUCCAGCAAGGUCCUGGUUCUCCAUUCACCCGUAUGCCCGUGGUUGGGUCUGCUAUUUUGAACCGAAGUCCACGUGUUAUUUCGUGCGAGGAAUUGGAAAGAGGAGAUGGUCAUGUUCAACUUCCGCAGAGAGAUCAACCAGAUGGUGUCCCACGAACACCAACAAAUGAAGCACGUUCUCUUCGUGCAACUGAGAAAGUGCCGAACACUGACAUUCCACCCUCUGUAUUAGAGGGUUUGCGAUCACUCAACAUUGAUGAGGGGCAUUCGUCCACUCAGAGAGCUGACCAAACCCACACUGUACCCUCUGCGCAACAGGAAGCAUGCACUGGUAUUGUUUCUGAUGUGAAAAGAACAACCAAAGACAUAACUCGUAAUGAAAGUCAGGAUUUCCACCCACCACCCAAAAUUCAGAAUGUUGCUGUUGCAGCUAUGGUAAGGAUGCAUCUAGUUGAGAUUAUGCUGCCUCACAUUGUGCGCAAGUACAUUACAUUAUUUGAGAGAGUAGAUACUUGCCCGACUAUUAUAGCGCCUUCCAUAAUUUUAAAAUCACGGACUGGAUUCAACUUUAUAUACUUUAAAAUAAUUUACCAUUAACUAUUAUUCUAGCAGUUGGGCGAAAAACGCAAGUAACUGGAAAAUAUAGAAAACAUUUUGAUGUUUCGAACGAAAGCUCUUUGUCUGGAAGUUGCUACUCCCGUGCAUAUAUUACAUCCAGACUUGUCCGAGAAAAAUAUCCAAGAUACAUUUUGAUCGGAAAUUUUCAAAUCUGGUCGGACGUUUGUUUAUUUCAUCAUGACUCC